AUGCAAGAUCAAAACCGUCUUACGGAUUUCGUACAACAUGUACUCAGGGAAGACGAUCAUGAUUCUUCUCAACAUUCCGCACGUGAAGCAGAACAUUUAUUAUCGUUUUCUGAAGAAGGACUUUUCGCCCCUUCCAAUCGUCUUGACGAGCUUGAUGGGACGCACCAUGAGACUGGGGUCAGUAUAGAGCAAGCAUUAGAAAGAGCAGAGAGGGAAGAUAGGAUAGAUCCUGCUAUUUUAGCUGAUGGGGUUGGAGAGCAAGUAUCUUUAGAAGAGGGGAAAGAAAUGGAAGUGAGAGAGGAUGGGGAAGGAGGACAAAAUGAUGAUAGGGGAGAUGGUGGGAAUAGAUGGGGUAGGAAAAGACGAAGAGAUGAUGAAGGUGGGGAAGGAAGACCAAAAGGGAAGAAAGAGAGUCAUGCAGACGUAGAACGUCGUCGUCGUGAUGCAAUCAACGAAGGUAUCACUGCCAUCGCAGCUUUGAUACCACAUGGAUCAGAACGUAGUAAAGGUGCUAUACUCAAAUACGCCGCUGCACAUUUAUCUUCAAUUACCGAAAGGGUCAAUAGAUCGGAUGAAGAGAUAUCUAGGAGAGAUGCUGAAAAGGCUGCUUUACAGGACGAACUUCAACAAGUUCAAAAAGGUUUAGCAGAAGAACAAAUUCGUUCAUUAAAAUAUGAAAGAUUUUGGCGUGAAGCGGAAGAUAGAUCAGCGGCUAGUGAAUUCGAAUUACAAAGAUUACGUGGAGAGAUUGAAGAUUUGAAAAAGGGACAAUAA
Tremella mesenterica DSM 1558 is the source of this 774-nucleotide messenger RNA. RefSeq lists its product as uncharacterized. Gene Ontology annotation, cellular component: nucleus. The transcript has 3 exons. Gene Ontology annotation, molecular function: protein dimerization activity; DNA-binding transcription factor activity. Bases 1 to 774 code for a protein of 257 amino acids. NCBI's taxonomy places the organism in Eukaryota, Fungi, Basidiomycota, Tremellomycetes, Tremellales, Tremellaceae. The record is from RefSeq and is a predicted model, not a curated record.